AUGCUCUGCCUUUUGUCUUUGUCCGUCUCUCUCUCUCUCUGUCCAGAUAUUCAGGUUAAGGAAUUGGACAAGCGCGCCUCGGGGCAAGCCUUUGAGGUCAUUUUGGGGAACACAACCCCAGAUGCCAAAGGGGAGUUUCCUCUGUCCCCUCCAAAAAAGAAGGACGUUUCCCUGGAGGAGAUCCAGAGAAAACUGGAUGCAGCCGAGGAAAGACGCAAAACUCAUGAGGCGGAGGUACUGAAGCACUUGGCGGAGAAGAGGGAGCAUGAAAAGGAGGUGUUGCAAAAGGCGAUGGAGGAGAACAACAACUUCAGCAAGAUGGCAGAGGAGAAACUGAACCAGAAGAUGGAGGCCAACAAAGAAAACCGCACAGCCCUCAUGGCGGCCAUGAACGAGAAGUUCAAAGAAAAGGAUAAGAAAAUCGAAGAGGUUCGAAAGAACAAGGAAACCAAAGAGUCGGGCGCAGAGGGAGAGAAUUGA
Molecule: messenger RNA, 480 nt
Organism: Chanos chanos (milkfish)
Lineage: Eukaryota; Metazoa; Chordata; Actinopteri; Gonorynchiformes; Chanidae
Product: stathmin-like
Exons: 3
Coding region: 1-480 (159 amino acids)
Biological process (GO): regulation of microtubule polymerization or depolymerization; neuron projection development; microtubule depolymerization
Cellular component (GO): neuron projection; cytoplasm
Molecular function (GO): tubulin binding
Source: RefSeq, a predicted model, not a curated record